This is a messenger RNA of Penicillium atrosanguineum, 2403 nucleotides long. Its product is annotated as SWAP/Surp domain-containing protein. Gene Ontology annotation, biological process: RNA processing. Gene Ontology annotation, cellular component: nucleus. The transcript has a single exon. Bases 1 to 2403 code for a protein of 800 amino acids. Lineage: Eukaryota; Fungi; Ascomycota; Eurotiomycetes; Eurotiales; Aspergillaceae. The record is from RefSeq and is a predicted model, not a curated record. Gene Ontology annotation, molecular function: RNA binding.
AUGAACAUGCCGGACGAUUUGAAGGGGAAGGGGUUCCCCGAUGUUCCCGCCAAACUCUCCUCUCUACCCAAGAAAUCGUUAUUUGAGCGCCAAAGAGCCGAAGCCGAAGCUAAACGCGCCCGCGAGAAAGCCGAAACUGCCGCAGUUUACGAGGACUUUGUCAAGUCAUUCGACGAUGAGGCUGGUCCUAAGAAUACUGAUGCGCGUCCGAACACAUUUGGCUCAAGGGGUGGUGGGAUGAUUGGAGGACCGCAACGUCGGCAUUUCACAAGCUCAGGUCCUCGCAGCAGUGGCCCCGGAACACUAGGACCACCGCCACCAUCGAUAUCUCGCAAGCGCAACCAUGAAGGAUUCGCACCGAUAUCGCGUAAUCGCGAUCCAGCACAUGGCACCUUUGGGUACGACAAUGCAAUCUCAGGACCACCAUCGGCAUUCCGCGGCGCAUCAGAUGAGGAUGAACGGAUGGCCAAUACUAAAGAUGCAGAGAAAGCGGCUGCAAAGCCAACUCUCUACUUGGCGUCGCUUCCACCAGGGACCUCACCGUCAGUCCUGAAGUCAUUGAUACCAUCCACCCUGGUCGUGGACAACGUGAAUAUACUCAGACCACCUAAUCAAUCCGCUACUGAGCGAAAAUCGUCGGCUGCGAUUGUGACUUUGUCUAGCGAUUCCGCCGCUUCGGAUAUUGACAGUGCUGUGAGUGCGCUGCAGAACAAGUAUCUAGGCCGGGGGUACAAUCUAUCUAUCUCUCGACAUCUCUCAUCAGCUGCCAUUGGCUCAAUUAUGCCAACCACUAUUGGCAUGUCUUCGAAUACCUCUCUACCUUUUGCUGCCAAGACCGUGCAGCCCAGCUUUGGCGGAAGUAUGAGUCGUGCGCCUCCGCCGGGAUCCCAUCGAGGAGGGAUCGCGCCUCCAGCUUCUUAUGGGUCAAAUCUGGGAAGAGUUGGACCUUCCACACAAGUGGAGGUCAAGACACCCUCUGAUAUCAAAGAGUUGAGGUUGAUUCACAAGACUCUUGAAAAUCUACUUAAGUUUGGACCUGAAUUUGAAGCUUUACUCAUGAGCAGGCCAGAGGUUCAAAGAGAAGAGAAAUGGGCCUGGCUCUGGGACGCGCGAAGUUCUGGUGGUGUGUACUAUCGUUGGAAGCUAUGGCAGACUAUCACCAAUCCGCGGUCUCGCAAUAACCGGGCGGUAGGCACCCAAGUCCCAACUUCAAUCUUUGAAGGAGGCGCAAACUGGAUGCCCCCGGAGAGCGGUAUAAAAUUCGAAUACACUACACGCCUUGAUGAAUUUGUUUCAGACGAUGACUACAACUCUUCCGAUGAGGAGCAGGAUGAAGAAAACGAAAGGCGGAAUCUGGGAGGCGGGCCUCCACCAGAGGGAGUGAGCGUGAAGAGCGACAGUCUCGGCUACAUGAACCCUCUACGCAAGGCCAAGCUGACACAUCUCCUUGCUCGACUACCUACGACUCAUGCUAAGCUCAGGCGAGGUGACGUCGCGAGGCUCACGGCGUUUGCAAUCGAAAAUGCGGGUGCAGGUGCGGACGAAGUUGUCGGUAUGAUCGUGCUCAACAUCCUCAGCCCCCUGGCCUACACUGGCGCCAAUCCGGAGCGUGAACUAGAAAAGGCGGCAGCAAGGCCGGAUGAUGGUGAGAGAGACAGCGCAACUGCCUCCAAAGCACCCAUGGAUGUAUCUGCUGCAAAACUAGUUGGGCUCUACAUCAUCUCCGAUAUUCUCUCGUCAUCAGCCACUAGCGGUGUCCGCCAUGCGUGGCGAUACCGACAGCUGUUCGAAUCAGCCCUACGUGCGCAUAAGGUCUUUGAGCAUCUCGGCCGACUUGAGAAAGAUCUCCAAUGGGGUCGACUCAAGGCAGAAAAAUGGAAGCGUAGUGUUGGCACUCUCCUUCACCUAUGGGAGGGGUGGUGUGUCUUUCCACAAUCCAGUCAGGAACACUUUGUCCAGAUGUUCGAGCAGCCACCGCUCGCAGAUGAAGAAAUUCAAACGGAAAAGGAAAAAGCCGAAGCAGAACGAGCUGCCAUCGCAUUCUCCAAAAGCAAGAACCGGUGGAAGUCCGUCGAUGAUGACCCUGCAUCUGGGCCAUUCGAUCCCAGUAGGCCAGCUAAAGCUGAAGACCAAAUCCAACAGUCACCACAACAGAUUGAUUUCGCAGAAGACGAAUCUAUGAGCGACAUUGACGGUGUCCCAAUGGAGGAUAGCGACUUGGAAAUGGCUGAUGACGAUAUGGAGCCAACGGCUGUUAACCAACCACCGCCCGACGGUGGUGAUAUCAAGGAAAACCCGCAAGUGCAGCCCGAACAGAUACCAGAGUCGCAAGAGCCAGCGUCUCAACGCCCGCGCCGGGCACGGCCCAAGGCCGAAGACAUGUUUGCCUCGGACUCGGAGUAA